AUGCUCGCCAAAAAUUUACUUCGCGCAAGGCUCACGACCCUCCUCCUUGUCGUCGGAUCGGCACUCUUCCUCAUAUCUCCCGCCGUCGCCGACGAAGCCGCCUCUGUCCUUGCCAAUACAGUCGACUUUCAAGCACCCGUCAAAGACGCACCUCCUUCAGUCGCCGUCACCUCACUUGCCGACCCCGGAAUCACACCCCUAACAGACGCACAGAUCGAAGAGAUCCUGGACGAGCACAACAUGUUCCGUGCUCGACAUCGCGCCCCUGCCCUGGAAUGGGACGCUUUCUUAGCACGCGACGCUGAACGCGCGCUGGGAAAUUGUCGCCCCUUCAGUUCUCGCUCUCGUUACGGGAGGAACGAGUUCACGAGUGUGGAGAUAGACUUCUACCUGGCCGUCGAGACAUGGUAUGCCCAAAUCCAAGGAUACGAUUUCGAAGACCCCUCUCAAUCUACACAGAACUCUGGCACAUUCUCUCAACUGGUUUGGAAGAAUUCGAAACGAAUCGGGUGUGCGGUCAAGGAAUGUUUGUCGAAUGACGAUGGGGAGGACGGUGGGUACUCGUCGUUUGUGCAUUUGUGCGAAUACGAUCCGCCUGGUAAUAUGGUUACCAGGCUUUACACUUUGUACAAGAAGAACGUUCUUCCAGCCAGGAAAAUCUAA
Linnemannia hyalina is the source of this 663-nucleotide messenger RNA. NCBI's taxonomy places the organism in Eukaryota, Fungi, Mortierellomycota, Mortierellomycetes, Mortierellales, Mortierellaceae. The record is from the annotation of a GenBank genome assembly.